This is a messenger RNA of Abrus precatorius (Indian licorice), 1459 nucleotides long. Its product is annotated as phosphatidylinositol transfer protein 3. Gene Ontology annotation, molecular function: phosphatidylinositol transfer activity. The record is from RefSeq and is a predicted model, not a curated record. Bases 169 to 1200 code for a protein of 343 amino acids. NCBI's taxonomy places the organism in Eukaryota, Viridiplantae, Streptophyta, Magnoliopsida, Fabales, Fabaceae. The transcript has 6 exons.
AACCACUUCUAUUUCACCAUUUCAAUUCGUCGAGCAUAGAGAUAGAAACGGGGUUGACUUCUACCGUUUCCAUGGUGUAACCCCGACACACACGCGCCAAACGUUGAAUCAGUACCAGCCAGAGUCUCAGUAUUCAUUGUUGACUUAUAGAGUCUCUAAAAGAACAACAUGAAUGUGGAUCCAAAGAAAACUGCCUCUAAUGGCCAGGAGAAAAUGUUGACAUCACAAGAACAGCAAGCAUUGAUCAAUGAGGUGAGAAGGUUAAUUGGGCCACUGUCUGGUAAGGCAUCCAUUUAUUGUUCCGAUGCAUCAAUAGCAAGGUAUUUAAGGGCGCGAAAUUGGAAUGUCAAGAAGGCAACUAAAAUGUUGAAGCAGACUCUGAAAUGGAGAGAAGAAUACAAACCAGAAGAGAUCCGCUGGGAAGAUGUUGCUCAUGAAGCAGAGACAGGAAAAAUCUAUAGAACAAAUUAUAUUGACAAGCACGGGAGAACAGUCCUAGUAAUGAGACCUGGUCGCCAGAACUCAAAGUCAACAAAAGGACAAAUUAAAUAUUUGGUAUACUGCAUGGAGAAUGCUAUUUUAAAUCUUCCACCAGAACAGGAACAGAUGGUCUGGCUGAUUGACUUCCAGGGUUUCAAUAUGUCACAUAUUUCAAUAAAGGUGACACGGGAAACUGCCCAUGUCUUACAAGAACAUUAUCCUGAACGGCUGGGUCUGGCAGUAUUGUAUAAUGCACCUAAGUUCUUCGAACCAUUCUUCAUGAUGGUAAAGCCCCUAUUAGAGCCUAAGACAUACAACAAAGUCAAGUUCGGCUACUCUGAUGAUCAGAACACUAAGAAGAUCAUGGAGGAUUUGUUUGAUAUAGACCAUCUUGAAUCUGCUUUCGGUGGGAAUGAUGAUACAGGAUUUGACAUAAAUAAAUAUGCUGAGAGAAUGAGAGAGGAUGAUAAGAAGAUUCCCUCUUUCUGGACAAGGGAAAACUCCCCAUCAUCCGUCCCAAACAAUGUUCCUUCUUUAGAUUCAAUUAGGUUAGACUCAAAUUCUGAUGCUUCUGACAAUGAGAAAUUAGACUCUUCCCCUGACCCCAAGAUGGAUACAGGCAUCAUUAACCCUGAAGAGAAUAUAUCUGUUAAUGAAGGGGGGAAAAAUGCCAUUGAAGAUAUGCAUUUGAAUGAGAAAUUAGAUACCUCAGGCCUUUGAAAUAACAAUCUGGCUCUGAGCUAGCAAGAUGCUGUGACAUUUUUAUUUUAAAGUUAGAAUCUAUAGACUUUUUGUUAACUUGAUGUUGGAUUUAAGACGACAGAUGAUUUUACCUUGUGGAUUCAAGCUUUUAACCUUUAAAACGGGCAUGGAAUGCUUGCUUGUGCAUCCAGCAGUAUUUUGCUUCUGUUGUGGUUGACAGGUUUUUUGUUUUCCUUCCCCUUCAUGGAUGGAAGGAUGGUAUUUGUUAAUAAUUUUU